UAGAGGGUCAAAUCUCGCGCGCUGAUGUGUGCGGAAGUGUCGAUGGUAACAGCUGGAGACUCUUUGGUGCCAGCAGCCAGGAUCAGAUUCACAGAGCGGGAUUAAAGGCGCAGGCUUCUGGAGGAGACAGGGAUGGACGGAAAUCUGAGCCUUCAUGUGGCGAAUUUCAGCACUUUGUUCGUGUGUAUGGUGCUGAAGUUCCCGCAGAUCUUCGUGCUGCUGCGGGCCAGAGCCGCUGCGGGGGUCAGUCUCAACAGUCUCCUGCUCGAGCUGCUCGGGUUCAUAGUGUUCAUGUCCUAUCAGAUGUAUUAUGAAUACCCACCGCUCACCUACCUGGAGUAUCCCAUCCUCAUUGCACAAGAUGUCAUCGUGCUCCUGUUGAUCCUGCAUUAUAACAGAAACCUCAAGCACAGUCUCAUAUACGCCGCACUGUUUGUGGGUGGAUGGCAGCUGCUCACAGUAAAGAAGUGGGUGAUUGAUUUGGCCAUGAGUCUGUGUACGCUGAUCAGCGGCAGCAGUAAACUGGCUCAGCUUCAGUGUUUGUGGCGCUCCAAGGACUCUGGUCAGGUCAGCUCUCUCACAUGGGCUCUGGCCACAUACACAUGCAUGGCACGGAUCUUCACUACCAUCAUCACCACAGGAGACACACAAGUGCUGGUUCGGUUUAUAGUCAUGACCAUUCUGAACAUGUGGGUUACGGCUACAGUCAUCUACUACAAACCUCGAGCAGUCAAACAGGAUUAGGACAAAAGGUCAUGUGCUGUUUGGAUUGAGCACUUCUGUUAUUCCAGUGUAAAAUAUGUUAAAGGGAUAGCUCAUCCAAAAAUGAAAAUGUACCCAUUUACUCAGACUCAGGUGCUGCUUCACUUUUCUAUGUGAGUUUCUGUCAUCGGUUGAACACAAAUAGAAGAUAAUUUGACAUCUAUAGAACACUCAGAAAAUUCUGUUUGUUCAAAAUGAUUAUUUAAAAUGAGCUGACACAAUACAAUUCUUGUGGUUUUUGGGGGUACAUCCAGGGUGCGAAUAACAGGGGGGUUUGACCCUAUUAAUUAAUGCUUCAUCCCCCUGAAGGACAUCAAAACAAGAUGUAUUGGGGGGGGGGUCAGCUCUUUAAUAGUAAGAAAUAGCUUUUACUGAUCUCUGAUCUAUAUCUUCAAUAUCAAUAAUUAAAAAAUGUAUAAUACAAAUAUACAUUUGACCCCCCAUAACGGUUCACACUAUUCUGAAUGCAUAAUCGCGCUAAUCAAUGCUAGGAAAAAUAUCAUUCAACAGUCUGAAACCAGCACUUCUAGAGCGCCGAUUUACAUCUUAAGUAUUCACAAAACAAGUUUCUUGUAAAACAUGUUUAUAUCUGCAUGUAGACUAAAAAGAGACAAAUUAAGACACAUAAUUUGUAGUUUGACCUACAGUAACCUCUAAAAUAGUCACUAAAUGUCCCUCAAAACACUAAAAACGUAUACAUUUUAUUAAUAAAUGAGAUGUAACUUAAAUACAUUCAUAAAUUUGAUUCACUGACACGUAUUACCAAACUACAGAAAAAGUUGACCCCCUCGAUUGUCAAUGGAUAAUUCGCACGCUGGGUACUUCAACUUAAACUUGUAAAAACAAAAAUGUUUACUUAAUUCCUUCAUGUUGCCCCAACACAAAUCGAUUGUAUAGAACCCAGCAUUUUUUUUUUACAGUGAAGAAAAAAGUGAUAAUAUGGGAGUGGGGGGGAGCGGGGGGAUAUGCUACCAGUUUCCAACAUUCUUCAAAUGAUCUUUUUUUGUGUUAAUCUAAAGAAACUCACACAGGUUUGGAACAAGUGGAGGGAGAGUAAAAAAAUAACAGAAGUUUUGUUUUGGGUGAACUAUCUCUUUAAGAUUCACUGACUUUGAGCGAGUCUGUUCUACAACCAAACCUGUUGUUAUCAGAAUGCACUAUUACUUACAGCUUUCCACAUCUAAUAAUCAGUACUUGCAAGGCGUAUUAAAUAUAUUUUAUUUUUUUAAGCAGAAGAAGGGUUUUCCAAUUAGUUUUUAAUUUGAGAAGAUUCAUGUAUUGACCCCUUUUUUGGAAAUAGUGAUAGGUCUAGUCCACUGGUGUCAAACUCAAUUCCUAGAGGGCAGAAGCUCUGCACAGUUUAGUUGUAACUCUGAUUAAAAACACCUGAUCAAACUAAGUCCAUCAGGAGCAGGAGCAGGGUUGGAACAAAAACCUACAGGUAAUGCUGCGGUCACAGUAGAGUUUGAGCAUGCGAAAUUUUGUUGUACGCCGCUGCUAAAAGGGGCAGGAGUAAACAAGUGAUUAGAUUAGACAUUUAAAAAAAGUAAACGAGUGAUCCAUAUUUUAAAUUUCUGUCCAGAGAGGUCAUGUUUUGAUAUUCGAUUGGUUUCACAGUCACGUGAUGCGAUUUUGCAGGUCAGAGUUCAUCAAGCUUUGCAACACAGUGAACUGCGAAACCUGUCACAUGAGCUUGCGUUUCCAGUCUGACGUAUUCGCGUGAAUAUGAAUGGAAGUCUAUGGGGAGAAAAGUCCAGUGUGACCGCAGCUUUAGUGUGUUGGAGCAGGGUUGGAACUAAAAUGUGUAGGUCAGCACCCCUCCAGGCACUGAGUUUGACUUGGUUUAGUUCAUGGGUCUCAAAUUCCUGGAGGGCUGCAGCUCUGCACUGUUUUGUUCCAAUCCUAAUAAAACACAACUGAUCCAAAUAAUCAAGGUGUUCUAAACUACUGGAGACCAGGGGUUCUCAGUCUUGGUCCUGGAGGUCCGGUGUUCGGUGGAAUCCAAUCAGACACACCCGGGUUAGCUAAUCAAGCUCUUACUAGGCUUUCUAGAAACAUCCUUGAGGCAAGUUGAAACGAAAAUUUGUAGAACACCUGACCUCCAGGACCAAGAUUGAGUGUUUUUUUGAGAAAAACAUAUGCUGAAUAAGUUGGCGGUUCAUUCUGCUGUGGCAACCCCUGAUAAAUAAAGGGAGUGAGCCAAAAAGAAAAUGAACGAGUUGGAAGUGGUUGAAGCUAAACUAUGCCGAGCUGCAGCCCUCCUGGGAUCGAGUUUGUCUAUAUAAACUCGAGUCUAGUCUAUUUAGCCAUGUUUAGCCUUCCUUUACAUUUGUAGUUUUACAUUCUCUGUACUUUUUUUUUUUUGCUUCCUUGCAAGCACUGGUAUUCUCUAUGACAAAUGCAAGUUUAUAUAUAUUUUUUUAUUUUUAGUUGUGGGCCAGAAUGGGUGUCUAUGCAGAACAAUUCUUUCAAUAUAAUAUUUCUAUGAAGAAGAACAAGAAAAGAAAAAAGAUGGCAAUGUUUAAACUGAUGAAUUGCUUUAGUCAUAGCAGAAGUAUGACCAGAAGUAUUAUGAAACAGUGUAGACGUUCCCUCAGUUUUAACUUAACACUUCCUCAUCAUUUCAGUGAGGAUUCUCUCCUGUUCCUCCAGAUGCUUGAGGUUUCUGUUUAUAAAUUCAGUUAUGGUUUUUAAGAUAUACUGUAAAGUAGUUUGGUGUAAUGCAAAUAGUUUUUGACCAAUUUUCAGCUAAACGACUGUUAAAAAAAAAAUUGUUGUAAGGAUACUGAACAGACCGCAGUCGCUCAUUCAGGGAUAAUGUUUACAUAUGCUGAAAUACUGUAUGCAGUGUUUUAUUGUAACGAUUAUUGAUGUGAUAAGCUGGUUCACAUAAUAUUAUUAACGCAAUAAACCAGUAAACAUUUCAGUAAACAUCAAUAUGUUUCUAGUACAAGAUGAUUAUUAAAAGUUUAUAUGAA
This is a messenger RNA of Danio aesculapii, 3740 nucleotides long. It is a transcript of the gene slc66a3, whose product is annotated as solute carrier family 66 member 3. The transcript is spliced from 7 exons. The coding region runs from base 133 to 744 and encodes 203 amino acids. NCBI's taxonomy places the organism in Eukaryota, Metazoa, Chordata, Actinopteri, Cypriniformes, Danionidae. The record is from RefSeq and is a predicted model, not a curated record.